Messenger RNA from Miscanthus lutarioriparius, 711 nucleotides. The record is from the annotation of a GenBank genome assembly. Lineage: Eukaryota; Viridiplantae; Streptophyta; Magnoliopsida; Poales; Poaceae.
AUGGCGGCGGCGCCGGCGGUAAGGUUCCCGGUCUUCGGGCUCGUGCGGCUGCUGGGCUUGGCCGCCGCGGCGGGCAUCCUCUUCUGGGCCGUCCACUUCCGCGGCGGCAUGGCGCUCUCCACCGACGAGGAGAGCAAGCUCCCCCUCUUCAACGUUCACCCGGUGUUGAUGCUGAUUGGUUUGGUGGCCUUGAAUGGUGAAGCUCUUUUCUCUUCCUAUAAAACUGUGCCAGGAACCAAGAAACUGAAAAAGCUAGUGCACCUUGCUGUGCAGUUCCUUGCCAUGUUUUUGAGUCUAAUUGGUCUCUGGGCUGUCUGGAAGUUCCAUGAUGAAAGAAAAAUUGACCAUUUAUAUACACUUCACUCAUGGUUGGGCCUUGCUUGCUUCAUCUUCUUCAGCUUGCAGUGGGCUGCUGGGUUUUGGACCUUUUGGUACCCUGGUGGAUCAAGAAGUGGCCGUGCAUUUUUGCUUCCCUGGCAUGUCUUCUUUGGUAUAUUCAUCUAUGUUCUUGCUAUCGCCACAAGUGUGACUGGACUCCUGGAGAAGUCAAUCUUUAUGCAGAGCGCCAAAAUGAUUGAGCGCUUCUCCACAGAAGCCAUGUUUAUGAACUCUCUGGCAAUGCUGCUGGUGUUGUUGAGCGGCCUUGUUAUUCUUGCAAUCGUUAGUCCUGGACCCAGCAAGAUCGACACAUACAGAGGCUCUUCUGAGUGA